Molecule: messenger RNA, 1288 nt
Organism: Brassicogethes aeneus
Lineage: Eukaryota; Metazoa; Arthropoda; Insecta; Coleoptera; Nitidulidae
Source: the annotation of a GenBank genome assembly
UUACUAUCAUAACCUUGAUCUCUUGAUCCACACUUCAAUUGAUAAUUCGUAUUAUUACUGUAAUUAAUUUUAUUUAAUAGCCGGGAAGUGAUUUUUUACAAAUAUGAGCACUGUUGGAAAGGUUAUCAGUUGUAAAGCUGCUGUGGCUUGGGGCCCUAAAGAAGACUUAAAAUUUGAAACUGUCGAAGUAGCACCUCCCAAGGCUCAUGAAGUGAGAAUUAAGAUUUUAUAUUCUGCUGUAUGUCAUACUGAUGCUUAUACACUCAGUGGGCAGGACCCUGAGGGACUCUUUCCUGUUAUCUUGGGGCAUGAAGGUGCUGGUGUUGUUGAAAGUGUUGGCGAGGGAGUCACCAACUUAAAACCAGGUGAUACUGUAAUUCCCUUGUAUGUUCCACAAUGUGGUGAAUGCAAGUUUUGCAAGUCACCAAAAACUAAUUUAUGCCAAAAAAUUCGCGUUACUCAGGGUCAGGGUGUUAUGCCUGAUGGAACAUCCAGGUUUACUUGCAAUGGAAAACAAUUGUAUCAUUUUAUGGGAACCUCUACUUUUAGUGAAUAUACUGUUGUUGCAGACAUAUCAGUUAGUAAAGUUGAUGAAAGGGCUCCUUUAGAUAAGGUAUGCUUACUGGGUUGUGGAGUAUCAACAGGUUAUGGGGCUGCCUUAAACACCGCCAAAGUAGAAAAAGGUAGCACCUGUGCGGUUUGGGGUCUUGGAGCUGUAGGUUUAGCCGUUGGGCUAGGUUGCCAAGCUGCAGGAGCUUCAAGAGUUAUUGGAGUUGAUGUUAAUCCAUCCAAAUUUGAAAUAGCUAAAAAGUUUGGGUUUACCGAAUUUGUAAACCCCAAAGAUUAUGAAAAAUCAAUUCAAGAUGUUUUGGUUGAAUUAACUGAUGGUGGGCUUGAUUAUACUUUUGAGUGUGUUGGUAAUGUAAAUACAAUGCGAUCUGCCUUGGAGGCUUGUCAUAAGGGCUGGGGGGUUUCUACAAUAGUUGGAGUGGCCGGUGCUGGACAAGAGAUUAGUACAAGACCCUUCCAGCUGGUUACUGGAAGAGUUUGGAAAGGAACUGCGUUUGGAGGAUGGAAGAGUGUGGAAAGUGUUCCUAAAUUGGUUCAAGAAUAUUUAUCCAAAAAACUAAAGUUAGAUGAAUUUAUUUCUCAUCAAUUACCGUUUUCUGAUAUCAAUAAUGCUUUCCAUUUAAUGCACACUGGAGAAAGCAUCCGUACUGUUUUAACCAUUUAGGAUUUGAUAAUUAUUAAAUAUUAUUACAAAUUUUGUAAUACUUUGGUAUCAAUA